Molecule: messenger RNA, 687 nt
Organism: Aspergillus calidoustus
Lineage: Eukaryota; Fungi; Ascomycota; Eurotiomycetes; Eurotiales; Aspergillaceae
Source: the annotation of a GenBank genome assembly
AUGAUGCUCCUCCCAUUAAUCGCCGUCUGCAUCCUGCAGUCCGGAUCCGCACUGGCGAUGAGCAUGGAAUAUCGCAGACCCUACCCGCAUAUCUACCGCGGCGAUGUAAACUUCGAUUCAACCUGUUCUUCGGACCCAUGGUGGGUCAAGCCGAUCGCGAUCAGUCUGGGAUGCCAUAACUGCCGCCUACGCCUACUCCGACACGAACAUCAGCCAUACGCGGAAGCCAUGCACGAACUGCGCCAGCAAUAUGAGAGAACGUGGAACGCGCCCCGGGAAGAGCCACCAGCGCCUGUGACUGGGCUCCAGGGCUGGCUCAGGGGUAUCUGGUGGGAAUAUGGAAUGUUAUUCGAGGAUAUAUGGGACCGCGUUUCGAGGUCGUGGGCGUCUCUCAAACAAGCCGUCGAGACGUCAACAUCACCAUUACUGGCUCCUUCUCGGCUGGCGAUGGGUUACCUUGCUCCCGCAAUCGAGCUCGCGACAUCCCCGCUCAAGGCCGGGGCAUCGAAAAUUGGCCUAUUCCCCUCCGCCGAGGGUCUUGCUGAGUAUGCUCUCCGCGAGAAUCUCACCGUGGCAGUCGCCGUCGCACUCGAGAUGAUCAAGGCCAGGGCGCUGCAGGACACGGGAAUUGACAUUACAGCCGCCAUGGUCCUUUACCCUGAUUUUUUUGAAUCCGUUGGCUUGUAA